Molecule: messenger RNA, 7854 nt
Organism: Hippocampus zosterae (dwarf seahorse)
Lineage: Eukaryota; Metazoa; Chordata; Actinopteri; Syngnathiformes; Syngnathidae
Product: sprouty-related, EVH1 domain-containing protein 2-like
Exons: 6
Coding region: 549-1952 (467 amino acids)
Biological process (GO): multicellular organism development; negative regulation of MAPK cascade
Cellular component (GO): membrane
Molecular function (GO): protein kinase binding
Source: RefSeq, a predicted model, not a curated record
CCCUCCUCCAACUCCCUCUCUCCUCCCCCGGCAUCGCUGGAGCGACUCGGGCUGUCUGCCUGCUUGCCUGGCUCCCUCUCAAAUCAACAUGGAGUAGCAGCGAAAGAGAUGGGGCUCUGGCGGGGCCACCCCACGGCGACGACGACGCGAUUUUAACAUUAUAGUCACAGCUACCGUCGUGUGGAGGACAUUUUGGGGGGGACCGAGAGGGGCAAAAAAAAAAACGACAACGAGCCAGCACCUGAGGGCGAGUCCAUAUUGUCCUGCAAGGCGGGGGGAGCUCGCGUCGGACGAACACUACCUGCUGGCCCUCUGAAAAGUUGGAGCAUAUCGGGAGGAGAGGGGCUCGACAUUUGCAAUCGAAAAGCAGCUGGCUGGCGAGGUAGAAGAGGAGGGAGGUGAAGAGGGACGGCUCGCACUGCACACAAAAGACUUCCAGUCGGAUACUUUAGUGAUAAAUGUGGAUUUGUAGCGGGGAUCGACGCGAUGACGAGGCCGAAGAUGAACGCAUCCGCCGCGCUACGUGACCUGAGGUGAAGCGAGGAAACAUGAUAGAAGAAGAAACACACCCAAACGAUGACAGCUACAUCGUGCGUGUGAAAGCGGUGGUCAUGACGCGGGACGACUCCAGUGGAGGCUGGCUGGCCCAGGAUGGGGGCGCCCUCAGUAGGGUGGGGGUCUGCCGCCUGCGGCCGCCCGAGCUACCCCAGCUACCACCCUCUGGCAGUUGCCAGUUCCUCAUCCGGGGCGAGCGGAUACGGGACAAAUUGGUAAUAAUGGACUGUCCGUUAAGGAAGGACUUGGUGUACACCAUUGCCACGCCCACUUUUCACCACUGGAAAGUGGAGGACCGGAGGUGUGGUCUGUCCUUCCAGAGUCCCGCCGACGCCAGGGCUUUCGACAGGGGGGUGCGGAAAGCCAUCGAGGACUUGGCGGAAGGUUCUACAACCUCCUCUACAGCACUCCAGAACGAAGGCGAGCUGGGUGACGACGACGUCUUCACCAACGCCACCGACAGCUCGUCCAACUCCUCUUCCCAGAAGCUGGAGAGCUGCCUGCCGCCGCUCGAGUCCUCGCCUCUUCCGCAGAGGCACAGGUGCAUGCUGGGAUAUCGUCACAACCUCCAUGAAUCAUACCGGCUCUCGGACCACUACCUGCUGGACCAGCCUUUGUCCCGUCCCCAUGUCACCUUUCAGGAGGAUGAGGAAAUCGUGCGCAUCAACCCGCGCGAGCGCAGUUGGGAGCGGGCGAGCGACCGCGUCAGCGAGCGGCUCCUCGCGCGCCCGUCAGACCGCUCCUGGCUCACGGGCUACGAGGACUACCGCCACGCCACCAUGCGCGACAAAUUCAUCCAGAUGGAAGACACAGAAUCCUACGUCCACUUUGCCAAGACAGGGGAACAGAAGCACGACUACACGUACCCCUUGGCGCCCGCCCUGGUGCCCUCAGACUCGGACCCAGCUCUCGGACCCUUUGCCGUUAAGGGCCACCACGGUGGGUCCUACCGCCAGGGCUUUUCCGUGGUCUCCACACAGCCUCGCUCCUUCCUGCCAAGCUCGUCCUUGUCCACCAACGGGGUGAAGGGCCGCAAGGAGGACGGCCCGGAGCGGGCCCACUGCGAGCACUGCGGUGAGGCCUUCUUGGUGGCCGAGAAUAGGCGCGGCCGGUGCCAGGACGCUCCGGACCCUGUGCGGGGCUGCGUCCGGCGGGUCAGCUGCAUGUGGCUGGCGGACACCAUGCUCUACCACUGCAUGUCUGACCCGGAAGGAGACUACUCGGAUCCGUGUUCUUGCGACGGGGGUGAGGGCGGCCGGCUGGGCACGCGCUGGCUGGCCCUGCUGGGUUUGUCUCUGGUGGCGCCCUGCCUCUGCUUGUACCCGCCGCUGAAUGCAUGUCACCGGGCAGGCCUAGCAUGCGGUUGCUGUGGGGGCCGACAUAAGGCCCUCAGCUGAAAGGACGAAUGUAGUAAAACAGAAACCAACGCAAGCACAGGGAAGGACGGGGACGAACCGCUGAGGUUCUGCUUGAUCGCCUGACAAUUCCUGGAACUGAAAUAAGCCAAAAAGUCGAGAAAAACUGGUGCGUUUUCUAAGAGGCCUGGGAAGAUAAGCUCCCCCUAAAGGCAGACGCUUGUCUCGUCUCUCCAAGAUCAGUUUCCGGGCAAGAGACAGUACUCCUUUUCAGGGGGCCUUUUAUUUUCCGUUUUUGUUUUAUAGCUGAACAUAUAUGUAUCACAUAUGCAGGUACUUUAUACUUUGUACACUGACUUUGGCAUCGGAGAAUUUGAAUUGUAGUGUUCCCCCGUGGAUACGAGGACCGAGCCCUGCUGCAAAUAAGCUGACGUCCAUUGAAAUUGACGCACCUCGAAAAAGCUUGAGAAUCGCCGAUUGAUGCCACAAGAUGGCGUUAAAGCUCUACUUGUCUAUUAGACAGGGCUAUGGCUUGACUAUAUAAAGCUUCUCCUCACUUCAACAUAGUUCUUUGGCACCAAAGCAAUAUUUUUAUAUGAAACGUGGCUUUGGCCUGAGCACAAAAACAGUGAUUGCGAGUUUUUCCAGCAGAUAACAGAUGAUUGGUUCCAAAAACAAAUUCAAAGACAUGCGGGGGAAUACUGUACUCUUUUCUAUUAUUUACGUUCCUAUUCCGGUAUCCCUGUUGCGAUCGAGACACUACACCUCACAUGUGAGUCUACAUCCCACCACUCAAAAUAUCCCAAAGAUUUUAUUUAUUUUCUCAUUGUACUGAUCCACCAGCAGAACAAAAAGUGAGGUUUUGGCUUUGUGGUUCACUCGUGGUGCCUCCAGUCACACUCGCCAAUUAUUGUUAUGAUUAUUAUUCCAAAAGGUGCCUCAUAUAUAACCACCAAAAUCCGGAAACCCUGCCAUUCUUGGGAAUUCAGCGUCAGAAAUUUGUGUAUUGUUUUGUUUUGUUUUAGCUGCCACUUGCCUUAACAAUCCGGAGCGAAUUUCCGAUUUCCGUCACAGAACUCGUUAACGCGCGGUGCCAAACUUGGUCAAAACUAUUUUUUUGUACUUAAAAAUAAGACUCAUCUGCGACAUACAAUCGGUUAUGGUCAACGGUCACAUAAGAAUGGCACCGACUCAAAACCACAAAUCCCAACAAAUUGAAUUUAUGCUGUACAUUUUGACCACUUACCUCGUCAGGUGGCAAAAUAUUGACAUAUUUAUGACGGGUGUUAGCAUUGCUUUCUGUGUACUUUAAAAAUUAUAUGGUGUCCCUCCUUUGUUAAAUCUAAACAAAUACAUUAAGCAACAUAUUAAAACCAAAACUAGCGCUCUGUCGUAAGUGAUAUGGAUAAAACCAUCCAUACGUUCUAUCCCGCCUAUCUGGGGUCAGGUCGCAGGGGAAGCAGCUUGAGCCCAAGCCACCUCAUUUGGCUGCUCUCGACGUGGAGGAGCAGCGGCCAAACUCUAAGACCCCUGCAGGAUGACCAAGCUUCUCACCUUAUCUCUAAGGGAGAGCCAAGGACAACCUGCGGAGGAAACUCAUCUCGGACUCUUGUAUCCAGGAUCUUGUUCUUUCUGUCUCAACCCACAGCGAGUGACCAUCAGUGAGGGGAGGGAUGUAGAUCAACCGGUAAAUCGAGUUUUGCCUUUCGGCUCAGUUUGUUCUUCUCCAUGUCACACCAAUACAGAGAGUCCUCCUCACUGCAGACGCUUGCACCGGAAUGACUUUCGCUCUCGCGCUCCAUCCUGCCCUCACUCGUGAACAAGACCCCAAGAUACUUAAGAUCCUCCACUUGGGGCAAAGAUACCAUCUCCGACGCGGUUGAGGUCACUCCACUCAUUUCCAACUGAGGACAAUUUAAGGGUGCUGAUUUUCUUCCCAAGCGCUUCACAUUCUGCUGUGAACCACACCACUGAGAGUUGGAGCUCGCACCUUGAAGAAGCUAACAGUACCAUAUCGUCUGCAAAAAGCAGAGAGGCAAUACUGAGGCUACCAAAUUAUAUAAUACCAUUCCGAUUUAAUAUAGGCCAUCAUGAAGUAUACGCAACAAUUAUGCACUCAUCAACAUAUUGGAAGAAAGUCAGCCGCGAUAAAUUGCGUUAGCUACUUAUGUGACUUAAGCUACAGAAACACAUGAAGACAUCCAAAAAGAUUCUUGAAUAUAAUAAAUGAUUUUUUUUUCAACUUCAUCCUCUGAUGUCCAUUAAAAAAAGACAUUUGGUGUCAGAAAAAUACAUCACAUACAACACAAAUAACUAUUGGCGUACCAAUACAGUCCUGAUAUCUGUGUAUAAAUACUGUACCAUUAUGCGAUGUCAAUGCAGUACUGCUAUUGUUAGCGUAUUUUCUAAGAGUUUGUACUGAUAAUCUGAUAUUGGCGUAGAUGUAAUGCGCCGAUGUUUGGUGGUGGUGUGUCGAUGUCGCACCAAUUGCAGAUGUUGAAAUAUCGAUACAGCGCUGAUAGCUGAUGUUGGCGUAUCUGUACUAUACCGAUGUCUGCCAUCGGCAUAUUAACUCUGUAUCAAUAUCUUAUAUUGGUCUCUCGAAGGUGCACUGACUUGACAUUAGCAUAUUGAUACAGUAUGAUACCAGACAGCGGUCCAUCGAUACAGUAUUGAUAUCGGCGUAUGGAUACAGUACUGAUAACUGAUGUUGGUCUAUUGAAACAGUACUGAUAACUGAUGCUGGAGUAUCCAUACUGCACAAUAUCUGAUAUUAGAACAUCUAUAUAUCCAUACUGAAUUGAUACGUAAUGUUGGCAUAGCUAUAUUUUACUGGUAUCUGAUAUUUAAUCUACCGAUAUCUGAUAACGGUGUAUAAAUUCAGCACUGAUAUAAUAGUGUUUCUGUCCUGCACCAAUAUUGGUAUAUUGAUACUGUAUUUGAUAUCUAACGUUGGUAUAUCUACACUGUACUGAUAUUGCAAUAUUUUGUUCCACCCUAAGCUGGAAUCAGUUUGACAUAAAGGCUUCACCUAAAUGUGUAUUUAAAAAGAUUUUUAAAAAGAUAUCUAUAGUGUUUAAAAGGACAUGGGUGUUGUUGUUUUUUGUUUGUUUGUUUGUUUUUUCCGAUCUAAAAUCUAGGAAAUAAAGCUCCCAUCCCAAUUGUGGUGCUAAGGAAAUGUCACCUACUAUAGUUGAAGUCCAGAAUGGCUGAGGAUGUCCUUUUUCCUUGAGUCCGUCUCGCACGUCCUGUGUUUUUGCGUCCUUGGUGUGUUUUUUUACCUCCUGACGUUGCAUCUGCGGUGAUUUAAAAAAAAAAAACACAUCGUCUUUGUGGUGUCACACAUCAGGGAGAGAGACAAUCAGAAUAGGAAAGUGUGUAUUUGUCUUUUUUUUCCUCUCCGUCCACUCUUUUGUGUGUCCUUUUCAGAGCCAAUUUACAAGUGCCUGAACGCAUCAUCUCUUCUGCCACAUAUUAAAGUUGAGAAGUUAUUAGAAAAAGAAAUGACUCGCUGUAUUUGAAUCGGACACAUUUUUAUACGCUUAGUAUUUUUACCUCAGUAAAAAAAAGAAACAUCAAUAACACAUAAAAGCGUUAUAUUAUAUAUAAGUAUAUAUAAUAUAUAAACACAGUGUGGGUAUUUUAUAUAUACAUAUAUAUAGAUAUAUACUGUAUAUGUGUACAUUUUUAAAUAACUGUUUCUAACUGGCGUACGAUGGAUGUAGCUCUUGCUUUUUUUGAGAAGGAACAGGAAGUACUUUGUAGAUAACGCGUGUGUGUGCGUGUGUGUUGGGGGGUGUGAGGGUGGUCGGUUCUGUGAGAAAAACUGAGAUGAAAUGUGUAUUUGCCUACGGCAGCCAAUAAAAGGAAAGAAAAUGUUGAAAGCGUAUCUUAACUGUCUUCUGAUUGUCAAUGGGAAGGCACCUACUUCCUAUGAGGUACUAAACAGAGAAAGAGGAUCAUAAGGUUGCACUACAGGAUCAAUAUUCAAAGAGUAUUGACCUUCGAGUGCUAGAUGGUUCCACUUUCAACUAGGGCUUGAAGUCUCUGUUGCAUUAUGCAAAAAAGGCGAAUAAUCCAAUAAGGUCACAAUAAUUUUGUAUGGAUUUCUUUUCCGAAUGUCUGGCUUUAGCUUUUUUUCUUAGCUUAUCCUCUGUGAUUCAAGCUGUUUAGUGCCAUGACCAGUUGAAGUUUGCUCUCAAUCGAAACCUAUAACAAAGAGAAUGACGUGUAUUCAAAACAAUCCCAUACGCUUGCCUUUGGAAUGUUCGCUAGCUUUAUGCACACAAUGCAGAACGCUACAGACGGUGCUAUCCAAACGAAUAGCAGUGUGGGUGUCAUCAUCACCCUUUUGGAUAUUUCAACACCAAUUGUGCAACAACACCACUCACGGGUAUAUAUUAUUUCUCAGCUGUGAAGAAUGACUCAUAUCAUUGCAGCUUAUUAAGGGCUGUGAACAUCUCCAGGUCGCAAAGGCACGCACACUACAGGAGCACAAUGUAGGCCUGGGACGGAAUAACGGCAUUUCCAUUCAUUUCAAUAAGGGAAGGUGAUUUGAUAUUCAAGUGUGGUCUCUGAAAUUAAACUCAAAGCACCACUGUAAAUAUAUAGACUUAAUUUUUUAUGUCAAACCUGGAGUAAACUAUUCUUCCAAGGUUUAAGUUCUUAUAACUCCUUAUGUGCCCCCCCCCCAAAAAAAAAAACUCUUCUCCUUCCCAGCUGCUUCCCCUCCUCAGUAGGAACAUGUGAUAGCCAUCGAGAGGCCAUUCAAGCUCAGGAUGUCUCUGCAAAAAGCAUGUGGGCGAUAAUGACGGAGUGAGGAGGCUCUGGAGAGAGAAAAGAGAAGAAAAAAAAAAAGCCAGGGUCCCGCAGGGCUUUUGUGGGGCCUGCUCCAGCUUGGAGGAUGCAAAAAAAAAAAAAUCACAGCGGCACACAUGUGCAAACAUUUAAGAUAGCUGCGCUCAGAACAGGGUCAACGUGGCCCCUCUGCAAGUGCUUUGUUUCUCCGCCACGGUGCUGCAUGUCCAAAGAUAGUCAGUGACUUAAAAUACACUUUAAAAUCAGCAAUACAAGACUGAAGUCUGCUUUCGGGCCUUCUCUGUUGGCCAAAACACAAGCAGAAGGACUGAUCUAAAAUUUACUACCCAAAUUCAAAUCCAGAAAUGAAUAUGACCAUAUUUGGACAUAGGAGGUUUCCACAGCAAUGACGCCAUUAUACUUGGACACACACGCCAGAAGGAGCCGCAAAAUGUAUUGAAGCACAAACUCGUGAUGCACAGGCCGUUUAAUUCUUGACAACAUAUUUAAUUAAGCUAUUACUGUAUGCGUUUCUAUAGUACAAUUUUGAAGAUAUUGAAAAUCUCUUUAAACGUUUUACAAAUUAUUUUGUUGGGUUUUAAUGGGGGCUGGAAUGGAAUGGAUUACGCCACUUCCAUUUAUUUUAGUGGAGAAUGGAUGAUUUGAGAUGCAGUGUUCUGUUUUUUGAUAACCCUGUAAAAAUUAUAAUUACAAAUCCUGAAAUACUUUGAGGGCUGUCAUUCCUUUUGGUCAAUUGCUGCCCCCUCUAUCGAUGUCUUAUUUUCAUAAGAUGGUGUGUGAUAAAAAGUGCAAUUUGGUUUACACCCUUGUCUAUUAUUACACCCGACUCCCCAGCAAGAUAUGACCAUUUUAAAAGAUAAUCGUUGAUCUAAAUGGAUACGGGACUAUAUGUUUUACAGGAGUUUCAGCGGUUUCAACAGGCACAAAGUUUGCCAUCUGACAAGGUGGAUGUGGCAUUCUUACGAAGGCUGUGACAUAAUGCGCAAAAGGUGACGAGAACGCCACUGGGUAAAAUUUGUGUCUGUCUUCAACGAGUGAGUAGUUUUACUUUAUUCUAGUUGUACAAAUCCAAUUCUAAUGUAGUUGGGACGUUGUCUUGAACAUAAAUAAAAACAGAAUACAAUGA